GGAGUAUUCUUCAAAACUCUUCUUCGGGUUUAUUACGGCAGCGCUUGUCGAGUCCCUUACUGGAUGGCCACAAGAGACCGCUGAAAACGGAUCAGCAGGCCGCGGCAACUACAUCAGCAGAAUCGCCUUCAGUAACAGAAACAUUAGAAGCUAGGUGUAGUUCACCAAAUGUGCAGCCACGGGGAUUCUUUUCGUCAGGUGGUGGAGGAGCCGGAAACCCCACGACGAACAACACGAAGCAACGAAGUUGGCUCUCUGUUCGCCUAGUGCCCCAUCCCACACCAUCCUCGUCGCCACAAAUUGAAGCAAAAACUCUACACAAAAGUCCAGCUUCACCUCCGAGCAAUCUUCAGGCGACCGUGGCUGCAGCUGGUAUGCUGGGGAGCGUCUCCUCUUCAUUCAGUCUUGCGCAAAAAAUGAUAAAAACGAUUCCUGCCACCUCGAUCUUGAUGGCAACAGAGUCGAGGUCGGAUUACGAUCAGGGUCAGAGUCGUGGUACCUUGAAGAUAGGUAGUAGGCCAGAAGUUGAAGAUGUAGCGACGGGAUCUAAUGGUGCUCUGUUGUGCUUUGAUGGCCUGGAAAAAUUGCAGGCACAGACUAGUACUAGCAGCUACGUCGCUCCACCGAAGCCACAGCUUGGUCUUUCCCUUUCUUCAUCAGAUGAGAGACAAGAAAAGCAAAACGGGGAUGCGACCUUGGAAUCUCAGAUUCCGAUGCGCUCAGAGUCCAUUAUAGUGCGAAUUUCUACACCAGAAAUGCAAGCAGAAUUCAAACCGCACGCGAAACAUGGAAGCUUGGACGUGAAAGCCUUGACGGCU
This is a messenger RNA of Amoebophrya sp. A25, 818 nucleotides long. NCBI's taxonomy places the organism in Eukaryota, Dinophyceae, Syndiniales, Amoebophryaceae. The record is from the annotation of a GenBank genome assembly.